This is a messenger RNA of Bacillus rossius redtenbacheri, 2398 nucleotides long. RefSeq lists its product as uncharacterized. The coding region runs from base 109 to 1227 and encodes 372 amino acids. The record is from RefSeq and is a predicted model, not a curated record. NCBI's taxonomy places the organism in Eukaryota, Metazoa, Arthropoda, Insecta, Phasmatodea, Bacillidae. The transcript is spliced from 2 exons.
CGCUGCGAGGCUGUCGAGGAGCCAGCACCGCCACCUGGACAGCGGCGCGAGAAGUGUCUGCGCUCCGCCAGACGUCAGUGCUCCAGAGGCCACAGCAGGACCGCAGGCAUGUCGCGCCACACGUGGACCGCAGCGCUGGUGGCGCUCCUGGCGGCGCUCUCGCGCACCGCCCGGACGAUGGAGCCGGCGGCCGAGGGGCGCCCGGUGCUCCUGCCCGUCCCGGCACGACUGCCCUUCGAGGACUACACGGCGACCAACAGCCUGGGCGACGGGGCGCAGUUCUACGUGGCGGGCGGCCGGGGCAAGGUCUCCGCCAGCCGCGGGAGGAAGCCCUCGGGAGGGUCCCAGCUGCUGCGCUUCCCGGCGAGGUCCAAGCGCUCGUCGCCCUCGCCAGUCGCCGCCUCGGGCCUGGAGGCCGUCGAGGACGUGCUGCCCCGCUGGUCCGGCCUCUCCCGCUCCGACAAGCCGAGGUUCGUCACGUCCAAGGGCGGUCGAGGCAGCAACGCCGCCGCCGCCACGACGUCGACGGCGGUCCGCGACGACGCCAAGCUCGGGGAGGCCGUCGCCGCCGCCAACCCGAGGAGCAACGAGAUCCCGGCGUACGACGCCAGCCGCGACUACCUGUACCGCGACGUGACGCCGGCGGACGACUUCGGCGCGCCGCCUCCCGCUCCCCGGAAGAGGAUCAUCUACUACGCUAACCUCCCCGAGGUGACGCGCCACGGACCGGCGUACGUGACGCGCGGCUACCCCGGGUACCCGCUGGACGUACCCAAGUACCAGCGCGACGGCCGGUACGACUUCGCGCCCGGGCCGAUAGCCGUGUCCAGCGGGGACCGCUUCACGUACGUCCCCGGGGGCCGCAGCACCUACACCAUCGUCGACGCCGACCCGCCAGGGUACUACGACGCGGGUCGCUACGGGAGGGUGCCGGCGCCGUACCAGCCGCUGGCCGGGGGAGGUCGCGGGUACUACCCCGAGGGCCCGAGGUACCGCGAGGCGGUGCUGCGGCCGCAGGCGGGCUACGGCGACGGCCCCUACCGGGACUACAACCCGCGCCAGCCGGCGCCCUGGUCCAUGCAGGUGGGCGCGAGGCUGCUCGUCAACGACGACGGUCGCCCCAUGGCACCGCGGCCCGGCAGCCCUGGCCGGCCCUUCUACGUCGAGAGCCAGCGGUCCGCCUACCCGCAGCGCUUCGCCCGCGCCGAUGACGUCCUGUUGACGUAGCGGUCGCUUCUUCCUAUGUCUGCGGCUCGAACAGUCCUCGCUGUUGGGAGCUGCGGCUUGCGGUGUCGGUCAUGGCUGCGAGGUUUUGGUACUUCUGGCUUGCCUCUGGAACAAGUCUCGGGAAAAGUAUUCCGAUCUUUAGGUAUUGGCCAUUCCGUACUAUACCUAAAGGUGUUUGCAUCAUUUAGGAAACUAUGGAAUCUGCUACAUUUGCUCGUUUCAGGUUUUGAAAUACCCGCACAUAUCUUGUUGCACUCUGACUAAGCUCGUGAUAUAAAUAUAAAUGUACACUGUUUUAAAAUAUGUAAUACUUAAUAUGGGUUAUUUCAAAGUUUUGGAAACAUUACAUUAAUUGUAACGUGCUUACGUGCGUCUCCUACUCAAGCAAGCCUUAUGAACCAAAUUUGAAAUUCCACUUAUUUCUUGGGUUUAACAGCAAAAGUUUUGAAGAAAUGUAAAUUAUCUUUUUCUACGGAUUUUAUUUUUUUCUAGAACUUAAUAAUUUCACUAUGGGUUUGGCUCUUAGUAUUUUACGGUGUGGUGUCGUACGUAUUUAUGAAAUUACUUUUGUUACUUCUGGUAAACUUUGAAGAGAAAAUAUUCAAUCAUUAAUCAAUUGGUUCACGAUAUGGUAUUUCAUAAACUGUGCCCUAAAAUGUAAAAUAAUAGUAAUCGGGCACGUUGCGUCAUUCAUGCAACAGUGCAAACACGUAUGUUUUUUUUUUAAAUAUUCUUAAAAGUAAUUAAUAAUUUAAUUUUUAACAUUGUGACUGGAUAGUAAAAAUAAUUUAUAGAUUUAUUGCUCCUAGAAUGGUAACUACGAAAUAAUUUUAUUGUUUGUUUAAAAACAAUGUUUGUAUGACUGCUGUGAAUAAUUCGUAACAUAUUUUAGCAAUUGAUUUUUAUACAUUUUUUAUAGUCAGAACUUAGAGAAGUGUGUCCAUUAAUAUUUAUCUUACAUACAACUCAUUCUAAUAAUUUGGGACUUUAAAAGUUGUGUGUCCUACCCUGUAAAACUUUACUGUGAGAGUAAAUUUGUGUAAGAUUGAAAAAAAUAUUGAGAGUUUAAUUACGUCUCUAAACUUACCUGUAUGAUUAUUUACUAGACUGUGAAAAUAAAUAAAAAACCGUGUUUCUUUCAGCGUUAAAAUAAAAAUUGGUUAAGAACAUU